UCUGUAGUAGUUAUGUCGAACCUCUCUAGCAGAACGGAUGAAUUUGUUAAGAAAAUAAUUCAUAGCCGUUUAAUCUUUUAUUAUUAAUAAAUAAUCAAAGACAUGGAUAAUUUAUUGGAAGGAAAUAACAGUUGCCACUUUUAGAGACAGGCAACAAGGAUAUGUAAAGUUUAUAAUAAAACUUGUAACGACCUUUAAUUGGUUUUGCUAUCCGAAUAAUAUAACAAUAAUGAAUUUUGGUGUGGAUUGGGAAGCUGAGCAGCGACGUGUUUUGCUGGACAGCAACGCAACGUUGCAACGUUCGGCACAGUCUGUUGCGAGAUCGCAGGUCAUCGCAGCAGAAAACGAGCAAAUUGGGACAGAAGUAAUUUCUGAAUUGGGUGAACAAAGAGAACGUCUUCUGCGAGCAAAGCGUAGAUUGUCGCAGACAGAUGAAGAAUUGAAUAAAGCGAGGAAAAUUCUAGUUGUUAUGCGAGUGAAAGUUUUGACAAAUAAAAUUGUCCUUAUUCUGAUCAUAUUACUAGAAUUGGUUAUUCUUGGUAUAACAAUAUAUUUAAAAUUCUUUCAUAAAUAAAUUGUCUACUUUAGU
Messenger RNA from Camponotus floridanus (Florida carpenter ant), 589 nucleotides. It is a transcript of the gene Vti1b, whose product is annotated as vesicle transport through interaction with t-SNAREs homolog 1B. The record is from RefSeq and is a predicted model, not a curated record. Gene Ontology annotation, molecular function: SNARE binding; SNAP receptor activity. The transcript is spliced from 2 exons. Lineage: Eukaryota; Metazoa; Arthropoda; Insecta; Hymenoptera; Formicidae. The coding region runs from base 230 to 574 and encodes 114 amino acids. Gene Ontology annotation, cellular component: endoplasmic reticulum membrane; Golgi apparatus; ER to Golgi transport vesicle membrane. Gene Ontology annotation, biological process: retrograde transport, endosome to Golgi; Golgi to vacuole transport; regulation of protein localization to plasma membrane.